AUGGAUAUAUUCUGGGCGGCUCCUCCAGUCACUAGGACUCUCACCACUUUGACUUUGAUUCAAUCCGCUGUGACUUAUGGUGGCUUAUGGAACUUUUAUUAUGUGCCAUUCGUACCAAGCCUGAUAUUCCAAUGGCCUCCGCAGAUCUACAGACUGGUCACACCAUUUUUACUAACCGGGCCGAAGCUAGACUUUGUCUUUGACCUUUACUUCAUUUACCGCUAUGGCGGUGCCGUGGAGAGGAGCAUGGCCGCAGGAGAGUUCUUCGUGUAUCUCCUGUUUGUAGCUUUCAACCUCAUGCUCACCGCAGGUGCUUACCUGAACGCGAUGAUCCUCACACAUUCCAUGAUCAUGGCUUUCGUCUACACCUACUCCCAGACGAACCGAGGAACGAAAACCAGAUUCUUCUUCAUCGACAUCCCAACGGUUGCCCUGCCGUAUGCAAUGCUCCUCGUCGAAAUGGUUAGGAAUGGGUGGCAUAGUGCUCUGAUAGAGGCAAUGGGAAUUCUCGCUGCCCACCUUUACGAUUUCCUCACUCGCAUCUACCCGACCUUCGGUGGUGGAAGGAAUUUCAUCACUGUCCCGGGAUUCGUGGAGAGGACAGCGGAAAUAGAGGAUAUGGCACGGCAGUUCGCCCACCAAGGCCGGGUAACCAGCCAUCGUCAGCAACAACGUCAGGAGUAUCCUUGGGUGGCUGGACAUCUUCGAGUUCUUGGAGCGGCAGAGGCGCUGGUCGGAGACUUGGCUAGAUCGAGACAUGUAUCCAUGCAGAUUCUACCAACAUGCUGCCGCACUCGCAAAAUUUCCUUCGACAAAAUCUUCGGGGUUUUCACCGCGCAUUCCUCAACGACAACCAACAAAAUGGCAGUUGUCAAGACCUCGGAGAUGGACUACGCCAUCAAGCCUGAAGCGUCUGUUCCUUCCGUUGAUACUUCGGAUUGGCCGCUUCUGCUUAAGAACUAUGAGAAGCUGCUCGUUCGGACCGGUCACUUCACCCCUAUCCCUGCUGGCUCUUCCCCCUUGAGCCGUGACCUCAAGUCAUAUAUCAGCUCCGGUGUUAUCAACCUCGACAAGCCCUCCAACCCUUCCAGUCAUGAGGUCGUGGCUUGGAUGAAGCGGAUUCUCAGAUCCGAGAAGACCGGUCACAGUGGUACCCUUGAUCCCAAGGUCACUGGAUGUUUGAUUGUCUGCAUCGACCGUGCCACCCGUCUGGUUAAGUCCCAGCAGGGUGCUGGUAAGGAGUAUGUCUGUGUGAUUCGUCUGCACGACAAGAUCCCCGGUGGCGAGGCCCAGUUUGUCCGCGCUUUGGAGACCUUGACCGGUGCGCUCUUCCAGCGUCCCCCUCUCAUCUCCGCCGUCAAGCGUCAGCUCCGUAUCCGUACUAUCCACGAGAGCAAGAACUACGAGUUCGACAACGAGCGCCACCUUGGUGUCUUCUGGGUCAGCUGUGAGGCCGGUACCUACAUCCGUACCCUCUGUGUCCACCUUGGUCUCCUCCUCGGUGUUGGUGCCCACAUGCAGGAGCUUCGCCGCGUUCGCUCCGGAGCCAUGGACGAGAGCAAGGGUAUGGUCACUUUGCACGACGUGAUGGAUGCCCAGUGGGUUUACGAUAACAACCGCGACGAGUCUUACCUCCGCAAGGUCAUCAGCCCACUCGAGUCCCUGCUCACCAGCUACAAGCGUAUCGUCGUCAAGGACAGCGCUGUUAACGCCGUCUGCUACGGUGCCAAGCUGAUGAUUCCUGGUCUCCUCCGCUACGAGGCCGGAAUUGAGUGCCACGAGGAGGUUGUCCUCAUGACCACCAAGGGUGAGGCUAUUGCCAUUGGUAUUGCUCAGAUGUCUACCGUCGAGCUUACCACCUGCGACCACGGCGUUGUUGCCAAGGUCAAGCGUUGCAUCAUGGAGCGUGACCUGUACCCCCGCCGCUGGGGCUUGGGACCUACUGCCCUUGAGAAGAAGAAGAUGAAGACUGCUGGUACUCUUGAUAAAUAUGGCCGCACCAACGAGGCUACUCCCGCCAAGUGGAAGAGCGAGUACAAGGACUUCAACCUCCCUCUGGGCGAGACCCCCGCCGCUGCCGCCCCUCCCACUGUCACCAAGACUGAGACCGAGGCCCCCAAGGCUGAAUCCCCCGAACCCGUGAAGGAGGAGUCCGACAACAAGAAGCGCAAGCACGACGGCGAGACAGCCGAGGAGAAGGCCGAGCGCAAGAAGAAGAAGAAGGAGAAGAAGGAGAAGAAAGAGCGCCGGAAGUCCAAGCAGCAGGAUGAUAGCGAUGACAGCGACUAG
Molecule: messenger RNA, 2289 nt
Organism: Penicillium bovifimosum
Lineage: Eukaryota; Fungi; Ascomycota; Eurotiomycetes; Eurotiales; Aspergillaceae
Gene: cbf5
Product: pseudouridine synthase CBF5
Exons: 11
Coding region: 1-2289 (762 amino acids)
Biological process (GO): snRNA pseudouridine synthesis; box H/ACA sno(s)RNA 3'-end processing; rRNA pseudouridine synthesis
Cellular component (GO): box H/ACA snoRNP complex
Molecular function (GO): pseudouridine synthase activity; RNA binding
Source: RefSeq, a predicted model, not a curated record